Messenger RNA from Rosa chinensis, 2061 nucleotides. RefSeq lists its product as uncharacterized. The coding region runs from base 393 to 1526 and encodes 377 amino acids. The record is from RefSeq and is a predicted model, not a curated record. Gene Ontology annotation, cellular component: Golgi apparatus. The transcript has 7 exons. NCBI's taxonomy places the organism in Eukaryota, Viridiplantae, Streptophyta, Magnoliopsida, Rosales, Rosaceae. Gene Ontology annotation, molecular function: UDP-xylose transmembrane transporter activity; antiporter activity.
GUCGGUACUUGGGGCAGGCCUGAUGAUGUCUUCGACCUCGAUCUUUGUAUUGUUUUCUCUCUAUUUCUCAGACACUCUGUGAUAGAGAAAGAAAAAGAAAAAAGUUCUCUCUCAGUCUCAGAGACAAACAACUUCAAAUUUCCGCCAUCACCGCUCUCGUCAACCCACGUGUCUCUCCGUCUCUGUCUCCUAAAUGGAUGCUCUCUUUCCCCAUUUCCCCUUCAUAUCCUCGUCAUUUCAUUUCAACUCAAACUCACAGCUAUUACUUGCUGCUCCACUCUCACUCUAAUAACGCCGUUAGAGAGAGACCCAGAACCCGAAAACUACUUCUUUUUAAUCAGAGACAGUGUUAGAGAUCGAAAGGUUUAUGCUUUUGCAACCCCAACCCAAAAAUGUUAAAUUUCUUAGGGAGGAAAGAUGUCAGGAAGAUUCUCAAACGCAAGGAUAGUGAUGCUGGUGAAAGAGGAAAAGCUCUUGAAGACUUGCGGUCUUCUCUAUUCAAUGUGUUUCGCUCACCUGAAGGUGCAAAGCGUCAACAGCAACAACUAUGUGGCCCUGCAACUGCUCUUACAUUCAAUUUUAUAGUUGCUGUUGGUAUAAUUUUCAUGAACAAAUUGGUGCUCAAAGUUGUUGGGUUCCAGUUUCCUAUAUUUCUCACUUUUAUCCACUACGUUGUAAGCUGGUUAUUGAUGGCCAUUCUGAAAUCUCUGUCUAUCCUCCCUGCAUCUCCCUCAAAAUCGGCUCGCUUAUCUACGUUAUUUACUCUUGGCUUUGUUAUGGCUCUAUCCACCGGCCUUGCUAAUGUUAGCUUAAAGUACAAUAGUGUGGGUUUUUAUCAGAUGUCUAAGAUUGCGGUUACCCCAUCAAUUGUUCUCGCAGAAUUUUUACUCUACAAUAAGAGAGUGUCUUUUUCCAAGGUCCUAACACUUGCAGUAGUAUCUUUUGGUGUUGCUGUGGCUACUGUAACGGAUCUGCAAUUCCAUCUCUUUGGUGCUUGUAUAGCAUUAGCAUGGAUAAUACCUAGUGCAAUUAAUAAGAUUCUUUGGUCUAGUCUGCAACAGCAGGAGAACUGGACAGCAUUGGCGUUAAUGUGGAAGACAACACCAGUUACUUUAUUUUUUCUGGUCGCACUGAUACCCUGGUUGGAUCCACCUGGUGCUCUCUCCUUUAAUUGGAGUUUUAAUAACACCUCAGCAAUUCUCAUGUCAGCUAUUCUCGGCUUCUUACUUCAGUGGUCUGGUGCUCUAGCUCUUGGGGCUACAUCUGCUGUUACACAUGUUGUUCUUGGUCAAUUCAAAACAUGUGUCAUUCUUCUUGGAAACUACUACCUGUUUAGUUCCAAUCCAGGCAAGACCAGUAUUUGUGGGGCCUUCACAGCAAUUGCCGGAAUGUCCAUUUACACUUACCUAAAUUUGAGGCAGCAAUCAAGCAGAACAUCCCCACGACAAGUCUCUACAUUACCAAAAUCUAAACUGAGUAAAGAAAAUGGCAACCAUGAUGGAAAUUACGGGGCCGAAUCUGUCUAACACAAUUCAUCAGGUUAGGUACAUGUGAAGAUCUAACUCAUCACUAACUCGGCAUUGUUUCAGUUGUUUACUGUUAGACUAAAAUUAUUCAAUUCUGAUUUCAAAGUUAAACCGCGUUUGGUGUUAGGUUGUUAGUCUGAUGGACUAUCAUAUGACUUACCUGCUACAGGACACUUUUUUGUAGAUUCUGCUGGGUUCUUCAGUACUAUCUUGGGUGCAAACUGAACAUUGUAUAUAUAUUUAAUGAAUUGGGGGUUAGAGGUCUCUUUACUGGAUAGAACUUGAUCAUGCUUAUCAUUUUAGCAUUUUUGGUCAGAGAUUUGAUUGCUCUAACGGUCACACUUCUAGCCGUAGUCUUUUUUUUUUUUUAAUCUCUUGUUCUCUAACCUUCUGUGAGUUUGUUUGAGUUGGUUCACCCAAAUCUGAAACAAAGCUGUGCAUUAGUAUUGAACGCCAGAACCAAAGAAAUGAACCGCACUCUUGGACUUUUUCCUGGAUGCAAUUGCAUUCUUGUAAUUCAAGAUCACUCGUCUCA